GGCUCAAGUGACAGCCGGUGCAGCGGGAUUCGGUAACUGCUAUAUUACUUUCGUGCGUGCUGCUCCCCGAGUUGCAGCAUGACUGGAGAGAAGAGCCCUUUGCCAGCAACAGAUGGUGAAGAGCACAUCACAAAGGACGCGGUCAAGGAGUACUACUCCAAGCACUUGAAGACCUCCGUUGACUUGCAGACCAAUGCCUGUUGCACGUCGGCUCGUCCACCGGACCACAUCGGUACGGCGAUGAUCAACGUCCAUUACGAGGUUGUGUCAAAGUACUACGGUUGCGGUUUGUGCUUGCCCGAAGACAUCGAUGGCCUUUCCAUCCUUGACUUGGGCUGCGGUGCCGGCCGUGACGUCUACAUCGCAUCUCAGCUUGUGGGUGCGAAGGGCCGGGUCGUCGGAGUGGACAUGACGCAGGAACAGCUGGACGUCGCUAUCAAGCACAAGGAGUACCACGCGAAGAUUUUCGGCUACAGCAAUGUGGACUUCAAGCUGGGCUACAUCGAGCGCUUGGGCGAGCUUGGCUUGGAGCCGGGAAGCUUCGACGUCAUCGUGAGCAAUUGCGUGAUCAACUUGAGCCCCGACAAGCAGAGCGUUCUGCGCGAGGCCUUCACGCUCUUGAAGCCGGGCGGUGAGCUGUACUUCAGCGAUGUGUAUGCCGACCGUCGGGUACCCAAGAGCCUGCGUGAGGAUCCCGUCUUGUGGGGGGAGUGCAUCUCUGGUGCCUUGUAUUGGAACGACUUCUUGAACCUUGCGAAGAAGUGCGGCUUCACGGAUCCAAGGCUGAUGAAAGAUAGCAGGAUUACUGUGAACAACCGGAAGCUCGAGGGCAAGCUCGGAGCCCUCAAGUUCUUCUCUGCGACCUACCGCUUGUGGAAGCUUGAGGAUCUUGAAAGCCAUUGCGAGGACUACGGCCAGGCGGUGAUCUACAAGGGCACUUGCCCGCAUUGUCCGGACGUCUUCGACUUGGACGGCCACCACUCCAUCGAGAAGGGCAAGGUCUUCCCCGUGUGCGGCAACACGUGGAAGAUGUUGCACGACACUCGCUUCAAGAAGCACUUCGACUUCAUUGGCAACUUCGACACGCACUACGGCAUCUAUGACGGAUGUGGCACCUCGAUCCCUUAUGCCAGUGCCAAGGACGGCUCGACUGGUGGGGCAUGCUGCUGAAUGCAAAGUGCCCUUCCAUCGGUGAUCGAGCUUUGCCUUGAUCGAAGUCCCCGGAGAGGACCUGCUGGGUCCUCUCUGGACUCCUCGUGCUUCCCCCGGAAAGCGCCGUACAGAAGAGGGGCCCUAAGCCUAGGAAGCUGGCCAAAUGUGCAGAGCCAUGCUUGCAACUUGCGUGCAAGUGGGUUCAGCCUGAUGGAGUUAACGUGUGAGAAGCCAUGUGGGUACGGGUCAAAAUUAAGCCACCGCAG
Molecule: messenger RNA, 1418 nt
Organism: Effrenium voratum
Lineage: Eukaryota; Dinophyceae; Suessiales; Symbiodiniaceae
Source: the annotation of a GenBank genome assembly